UUGUUUCGGCUACCACCGCUUGUGUUGGGCUGGAUCUCACUGAUUUAUCGUCGGGUGCCUUUCCCGGAGGAAACCCUCCCCACGAAGGAGCGAAGACCAGGAGGAAGUGUGGUGGAGGGAGGUGGGGGGCGGGAGAGAGCUCGCGAUCCGCUGCUGUGGUAGUGCUGGUGCUGUUGUUGGUGGUGGUGGUGUUGGAGGUGGUGGUGGCUGUUCGGUGCACAUGACGCGCAGGAGAAAAAAGUGCGUGGGCGGAUGAGGAAGUUGAGAGCUGGGAUUGAUGGUUCCACACCUUUUCACUGCGCUGGCACUUGAUCGCGGCAGCAACGCAGCAGCAGCAGCGGCAGCAGCAGCAGCAGUCCACCGGUUCCUGCGAUCAGAGGUGAUCCGCGCGUGGGAAAAUGACAAUCAAGUUUGUGGUCACCCUCCUCACACUUUUGUUCGCUGGAGGUGCUCGCUCUGAUUUACGGGAAUAUGGCGACGACGAUGAGGAUCAUCAGGACACCACUGUCAAUCAAAUGCUGGUGCCCAGGUCGCACCAGGAGGACGCAACGCUCAUUCUGAACAAUUUGCUCAAGGAGUACGACAAGACUCUACGCCCAGACAUCGGAGAGAAACCAACAGUCAUAGAUGUGGGCAUCUAUAUCAACAGCAUCGGCCCUGUGUCAUCCAUUGAUAUGGAGUACCAGAUCGAUAUUAUCUUCGCCCAGACUUGGGUGGACACCCGUCUGAGGUAUAACAGCAGCAGCAUGCGGAUUCUAACCCUCAACAGCAAUAUGGUCGGUCUGAUCUGGCUGCCCGACACCAUCUUUAGAAAUUCCAAGAACGCCGAUUCUCACUGGAUAACGACGCCCAAUCAGCUGCUCCGGAUCUGGAACAAUGGGAAAAUACUUUAUACUCUGAGGAUGACCAUCAACGCAGAGUGCCAGCUGCAGCUCCAUAAUUUCCCAAUGGAUGAACACUCCUGUCCUCUCGUCUUCUCUAGCUACGGCUACCCACGAGAUGAGAUUGUGUACAAAUGGAAGCGAAACUCAGUGGAGACAUCUGAUCAGAAAUACUGGAGGCUUUACCAGUUUGACUUCAUGGGGCUCAGAAACACUACGGAUGUCCUCACGACUACGGCUGGUGACUACGUGUUAAUGACCGUUUACUUCGACCUCAGCAGGAGGAUGGGCUACUUCACCAUCCAGACCUACAUCCCCUGCAUCCUGACUGUGGUUCUCUCCUGGGUCUCCUUCUGGAUCAAGAGUGAUGCCACGCCUGCAAGGACGGCUUUAGGAAUCACCACAGUGCUGACCAUGACCACGCUGAGCACAGUGGCCAGAAACUCUAUUCCUAGAGUGUCCUACGUAACCGCCAUGGACCUGUUUGUCACCGUCUGCUUCAUGUUUGUCUUCGCUGCCAUGAUUGAGUACGCCAUGCUCAACUACUACUCCUACAGUAUACGCAGACCUCCCCCAAAGAAGAGAAUGCCUUCUUCUUCUACUUCUACUUGUCACCUUUCUCCACCUCUUCCUCACUCUGUUGUUAGGACUCCUACUCCUGCACAUCUCCACAGUUUCCAUCUUGUCAUAAGUAGAAAAAAGGCCUACUCGUCUUUCAACAUGGGUCCCACCCCUCGGCCUAUGAUGCCCAUGGGCAACUCCUUGUUCUGGCAUGACUAUGACGACAGUUGUCUGCACGAGUGCCUGGAUGGAAAGGACUGCAAGAGCUUCUUCUGCUGCUAUGAGGAGUGUAAAGAAGGCGGCUGGAGGAAAGGACGGAUCCACGUCAACAUCCGUGAGCUGGAUGCCUACUCCCGGGUUUUCUUCCCCACCUCGUUCUUGCUCUUUAACAUUGUGUACUGGGUCAGCUACCUCUACCUCUAGUCUGUCUCAAGCCGUGAUGUGUGGGCACUGCUGAAACAGCCCGCGGCACUUUGCACCACGGCUUGUGAUUUGAGGUCAGUGCUAAACGUAGGGGAAGAAAUGAGGUGGAUCUGCUGUGUGGGACUUGUGAGGGACAUGCUGCCUCUGGAGUGAUAUGACGUAUUCAAAAAUACACGUGUGCUCGGGUGCACAGUGUAAAGGCCAUGAUACUUUGAGCAGUGCCACUCCACCGUGAAUAAAUCGCUCAGCAGUAAAAUAACAAGCCGCCAGCAUUAACUUGAAUGGAUGAGUCCCACUUAUGACUCUCUCAGAAACCAAACAACAGACAGCUGUGACUUCAGAGACAUUUGGGAACAGGGGUUGCAGAGCUGACUCUUGGUCGUGGAGAUGGCGAAGCACCCAUAGUGCCUUCUUUAGAAAGGGUGCGGCACCGAGAGAAGCAGCUUCAGAGUUCCCUUCAUUAUCUUUAUUACCUCAUCCAUCACACCGCCGCAUGCUGAGCUGUUUAGUCUUUGAUGAAACAAACCCAGAACACAGUUCUCACCACUGGAGAUGUUUAAAAACCAACGCUCACCAUUCAUUUCGUAGCACAUUAGUUUUAGUUGUACCCUAGAAUUAGUUCCCUUUUUGAAAAUAGUUGUUUUCUUGUUCUUCUUCUUAUUGGAACUAGUUGUUCUUUCACAGCAGGUCACAUCAGCUGUUACUUGUUAAAUAUGGGUUCAAGCCAGGGGCAGUGGUUGUAUGGUAAAAUCUUAUUUAUUGAGUCAGUGACUGUUUUGUUGAACAUGACUAUUUUGUUUGAACAUGCCGUUUACAGUACAUGCCAAGAAGAUUUGGGAGUUUUUAAUGAAUGCUGGGCUAUAUUCGCACACAACAACUAUAUAAAAACUGCAUAAUGUCUGCAGACUGAUCUAAAACUACCUGGGCAUAUUUUGUAUGUUGCAGUAAACAGAUUGGGGUUGGAGUACUGCUGCUUUUUUCCAAGAACACAUCAGUUUAAAAAAAAAGGUUGUUUUUUUUCUUACUUAAAUAGACUUUGAGUUUUUAAUAUAUCUUAUGCAUUACUUAGGCUUAAAGGAAAAAUUGGAUAUUUCCAAAAUUGUACUUUAUAUUCUCAAAUAAUGGUCUUUAUUUAGCUCUUUAUUUAGUUUACUAGUAGAAGACUUUUGGGGCUUGUAGGUUUAUUUUAGAGAGAGGUUUUAAUUCCAAAUGUAUCGUUAUUCUAGUAAAAGCAAAAUGAAUUUAAUGCAUUUACCUUUUGUCUAUAUUGGUUCUAUGUAUAUAAUUUAUAACUGAAAUAGAGUAACAAAAUAUUAACUGGCCUUUUUCCCUGAAUGACAUUAUCCCUCCUUAUUUUUUAUGAUCCAACAAUUUACUUGUGCUUCUUUCAGGAACACUUACUUUAGAGAAUGAAUAGCAUGACUUUCUUUGCCAAGAGUUCAUUGAGGAGACUAAUUAAUGUCUGAAUGUGAAAUUAGCAGCCAGUAGCUAGCAAGCCUGAUGCAAACACUGAAACUUGGGAGAAGCAUCCAGAUCUGCCUAAAGGGAUAUCUGCCAGUACCUGUAAAACUUACAGUUUUUGGACUUGUAAAUUCUUUGGCAACUAAAGACAUAAGUUAGCACUUUUACUCUUUAGGUUAAACAGUAACUAGUUAGCGAGUUUUACGUAGAGCUAUUAAACAAACUUUAGUCUUUUUGUUUUUUUCUGAGUUGACAGUUGUUAAAUACAGUUUAACAUUUGGCAUACCGAAAUGAGAAUAUACACUGUAUAUAAAAGCUAGCCAAGGGCCACUAUGAUUGGUUCAAGUUCAAUGUUGAACACAGUUCUCUCACCCCCCCCCCCGAAGAAUUGUAAGCUACAAAUGAUAUAGGCCUGAGUAAAGACAAAUUGUUGUGCCAAAAUGAAAAUAGUUAAACGGGUACAUUUUCGAUUUGGCCACAAGCCACUUAAACCCUGAAGAAAUGCAUAAAUGCUGCACCUGGCCCAUUCAGUUUCAGAAGUAUAGCUUGAGUGUAUUAAAUUGAAGCCCUGAUGAAAGCUUCAGUUUUGCUUACUUUUUAUUUUCAGUCGAAAAAUGAAAGGAAUCUCUGAUGUCCUGCCAGGCCCUUAAGGCACAUCGUCCUGUGCCCAGGUGGAAAUGAUCCCAGGUACUGUAAAAUAGGUUCUACAUAUUGUGAUAUCACAUACACAAAUGCACACACACAAAAACACACACAGAUGCUACAUUGGACAGUGCUGAAAAAUGGAUGAUACAAGAUUCUUUUUCAUGACUCUAAAUGGAGUCCCACAUGCCCUCCUCAAACAUUUAAAAUUGAUGCCAUAUGUGGAGGCGUGCAGACACACACGCUGGACUGGGCCAGUGGCAUUUCAGACAUGCUUUUGUUUACUGUAAGGUGUUUUUUGCAGUUGUUUGGCUUUGUAGAACAAUCAGCCCUUUUCCUCUCUCCUUCCCAACACACACACUUUUUCCCUGGUAUUUGUAUGUUCAGAGAAAAGCUUUUAUGUAAGUUGUAUCUAAUUAAUGUUUCUAUUUUCAUACAGGUAUAUAUGGAAUGUAUGUUAGGCCAGUAGCAAAGCCAGAGUCAAUCUGGUUUCAGUUCAGUCAGUUCGAGCAGCUUAGAUGAGUUUAUAUUUAAGGAUCCCACAUAUUUUAUUUAUGAGGCCUCCAAGAGCCAUUUGUGUCCUGUCCAGAGGUUUUUAAGUAAAAAUCAAAUAGCCUCAAGGUUGCUGGACAAAAAAACAGAACACCCAAUUAGUUGUGGGCCACAUCUUAUUCUGCUUAUUUAACUUCUUUAAUGUCCACCAGGUCAUUGGCAACCCAUCGAGGCUUUGGAAUUUUGAUUUUAGCCCAUGAAAAAAAUGUAUGGACAUUUUCAAAAACUAGGAGAUGUUAUAUUUCAAAUGACGUCUCAUAUAUAGAGGCAUUACACUUUUCCUUAUAAAAGAUUUAUCAUUUGGAUUUUCAAACAGUUCAACUUUCUAUACAAAGGAACUGUAACCCUAACCCUAGAAGGAACGCCAAUGACCUUGCGAUAGUUAAACCCUUAACCUCUACCAUCUUUCAAAUUAAAUCUCAUGGGAUAAUUUCCAUAGAAUUUUUUCCUAUUGGAGCUACCGUUUACCAUCAAAUGGUCUAGGGUUAGGGUUAUAGUUACAUUUUCCUGUAGCAGCACACUAAAUAGGUACAUUUUUCAGAACUAGAGCAUACAAGGGGGUACAUUAUCCCUACCCCUAAGGCUCACAGGUAACCAGGUCAGUAUUAAGUGGUUAAUACAUUAGCUCAAAAGAAAUGGUGACACAGCAUUAGUAGUUGAUGGAUCUAUGUAGUCUG
This is a messenger RNA of Pundamilia nyererei, 5197 nucleotides long. Its product is annotated as gamma-aminobutyric acid receptor subunit gamma-3-like. The record is from RefSeq and is a predicted model, not a curated record. Gene Ontology annotation, molecular function: extracellular ligand-gated monoatomic ion channel activity; GABA-A receptor activity. Gene Ontology annotation, biological process: monoatomic ion transmembrane transport; gamma-aminobutyric acid signaling pathway; chloride transport. Lineage: Eukaryota; Metazoa; Chordata; Actinopteri; Cichliformes; Cichlidae. The coding region runs from base 399 to 1865 and encodes 488 amino acids. Gene Ontology annotation, cellular component: membrane. The transcript has 11 exons.